Messenger RNA from Haliotis rubra (blacklip abalone), 1750 nucleotides. RefSeq names its product BTB/POZ domain-containing protein 6-B-like. The transcript has 2 exons. Gene Ontology annotation, cellular component: cytosol. The coding region runs from base 123 to 1178 and encodes 351 amino acids. The record is from RefSeq and is a predicted model, not a curated record. NCBI's taxonomy places the organism in Eukaryota, Metazoa, Mollusca, Gastropoda, Lepetellida, Haliotidae. Gene Ontology annotation, biological process: neurogenesis.
UGAGCUACAUAGGCAUGUCCAAGCUGUGCAGAUAGAUCGAUGGAUCUGCAUUAUUUGCUGAAAACAACGUCAUGGUCACUUCUUCAAACUGACUUCCGGAUCCAGCACGCCACAUCACCAGUAUGUGGAACAACGUAUUGUUUGUGGUGGCAAUCUCCCGGGAGCUGGCAGCAGCAGGGCAACAGGCACCUUCCAGAAGCCUGGACGGGAAGUCCUUAUCCGCAGAGGAUGCAUGUAAGGACGCUCACAGAUUGAAGCAGCAGGAUCUUCACAAGGAAGACCAACAAGUGAUUCUUCUCAACGGAGAUUUCAGUCUCUCUUUGAACGGUUUAAGGGAGAUCAGUUACGAAUGUUGGUUCCAAGUGAUAAGCUCAGACCAUCUAGUAGCCACACCUGAGCAGGUGUUUAACGCAGCACUCAGUUGGGCUGCGGCAGAAUGUGAGAGAAGGUCCAUGGAACCAUCCCCUGCAAAUAUGCGUGCUGUUCUGGAUAGAUCUUUGUAUGAAAUCAGAUUUGCCGAAAUGAACCACUCAUUUCUUCUCAAAAGCGUGUUUCCUUCAAAGGUGCUGACACACGUUGAGCAGAUGGUUGUGCACGAUUUGGUUGGAUGUGAAAGAAGUAUCUUCCCUGUCCAAGAUAGACGUGAUCCCCUAAUGGAUGUUUUCCUCUACAAAUCUCACAGACAACCUGAGAUUUAUCUCUGUCCGCCUUAUGACGGGGCUGAUGGGGAGACAUGGGAAAGUACGGAGUUCAAUACAGAUGACAGGACAUUUGAGAGCAGUGAGGAUGUGUGGAUGUAUGGUAUAUACACAUUCGGGACUUUCGAGAAAGGGAGGCAACCUCGGGAAUACAUCAUAUGGAUACGCACGACUGGUGGGGAAACCCUUAUGUGGGAAAGCCUCUUGGCAACCAACACUUCAAGAAACCCUUACUCAGAUACGAUAUCCGAGUUGUACUUUGAUAGUCCAAUCAGACUACAAAAGCAUGUGACACAUAAUAUCGAUAUUACGUUGAUGAGCAAGGAGGUACCUGAAUUUUGUGGUGAGGGUCUUAAUUACGAAGCAAACAUUGGACGAUUUGAAUUUAAACUAAUGUUCCAAGCGAAAUCCCAGGGUUGUUUUCAAGUUGCAGGGUAUAUUUUAGGUAAAAGUAAAUCUUCAGGUUUCGGUUGCAACUGAUCAUAUGACGCUGGGUUACAAAAUUCACAGACCGCCACCAACAACUAAUUAUGGUACUUGUUGUUAGCUAUUUUAGUGCUCGACAUUAACCGGAGCAAACAAGGACCGAAGUCAUAAUACUUUCCGAAUGCGAUAUCCAUGUUAUAUAGCUGAAUAGGGUGUUAAUACUGUUAAACAAGCAGCCACACACACACGUGUCGCUACACAAGUGAGAAUCUUUAACGCUACCUUAAACCCCAUUUUACCUCAUCUCGAGAAUUCACAAACAGGGCCCGCCAUAUAGCUGGAAUAUUGCUGAGUGCGGCGUAAAACUAAACUCACUCACAAACAGGGAUUCAUGUGGAUUCCAUGCUUCGCCUUUCUUAUAUUCUGGGCGCCAUUGCAUUCUUCUGCCGCUCCAUUAUCCGCGGCUUGGGAUCACAGAUUCACACAGGAUUAUGAUCCUUGGUCUGUCACCAUCACUCACUUUGUACUUGUGAAAUAUUCCCAGGCGCACAAUAUAAUGUCGCUGUGUCUGUUUUAUUAUUAAAUCGUGUUUCUACACCAGUGAAUGGUCAUCAUAAAACUGUAAA